GGGAAAUAUCACAGGAGUACACUACAGGCAUGAGAGUGCUGGCCAUGGAUCUCCUCGCGGGAAUAUGGGAGAGCUUGGGACGAGAGGAGAGCAACCUGACCACGGCCUUGGACCUCCACUUUUGCUUCCAAAUCUUCAUUGGUAAUUACUACCCACCAUGCCCACAGCCAGAGCUAGCCAUGGGCCUCCCUCCCCACUCCGACCAUGGCCUCCUUACGAUCCUUCUCCAAAAUGGCGUAGAUGGCCUCCAAUUGAAGCACAAAGGCAACUGGGUCAAUGUCAAGCCCCACCCCAACUCUUUCCUUGUCAACACCGGUGAUCACAUGGAGAUUAUAAGCAAUGGAAGGUAUAAGAGCGUGGUGCACCGGGCAGUGGUAAAUAGCAAAAGCACGAGGAUAUCGAUCGCAAAUGCGAUAGGGCCAUCGCUGGACGCAGUUGUUGUGCCUGCCAUGGAGUUGGUGAGUGAUAAGGGUACUCCAGUGGCGUAUAAUGGCAUGAGAUAUAGGGAGUUUAUUGAGCAUCAGCAAGCUAACCCGCUCAAAGACAAGUCUGUUUUGGAUCGUAUAAGACUGUAGGGCAAGUAAUACCUGGAACAAUGGUUAUGCUGUGCUUAUGAAUGUA
Messenger RNA from Elaeis guineensis (African oil palm), 621 nucleotides. Its product is annotated as 2-oxoglutarate-dependent dioxygenase 19. NCBI's taxonomy places the organism in Eukaryota, Viridiplantae, Streptophyta, Magnoliopsida, Arecales, Arecaceae. The record is from RefSeq and is a predicted model, not a curated record.